Molecule: messenger RNA, 5503 nt
Organism: Myxocyprinus asiaticus (Chinese sucker)
Lineage: Eukaryota; Metazoa; Chordata; Actinopteri; Cypriniformes; Catostomidae
Product: cytoplasmic FMR1-interacting protein 2-like
Exons: 29
Coding region: 187-3945 (1252 amino acids)
Biological process (GO): apoptotic process; axon guidance; cell projection assembly
Cellular component (GO): synapse; neuron projection
Molecular function (GO): small GTPase binding
Source: RefSeq, a predicted model, not a curated record
GCCAUUUUCUGCUUUUUGUGUGGGGUGGAUAAGCGGAUAGAUACCGAACCCCGAGCAUCAGUUCUACUACACCGAGCGAACGUUAUUUCGCACAGUUUCUCUCCGCUUUGCAUUAACCGUCCGUUAUUUUAAGAGCGGACAUGCAAUUAGCAGAUUGGGCUGUUUUGUGAGUGAACCUGUGUCACCAUGACAACCCACGUUACCCUGGAGGAUGCGCUGUCCAAUGUGGACCUGCUGGAGGAGCUUCCCCUCCCAGACCAGCAGCCAUGCAUCGAACCCCCACCCUCCUCCAUCAUGUACCAGGCAAACUUUGACACCAACUUUGAGGACAGAAAUGCGUUUGUCACUGGUAUCGCCCGCUACAUUGAACAGGCCACUGUCCACUCCAGCAUGAAUGAAAUGCUGGAGGAGGGACAUGAGUAUGCUGUCAUGCUGUACACCUGGAGGAGCUGCUCCAGAGCCAUCCCCCAGGUGAAGUGCAAUGAGCAGCCAAAUCGAGUAGAGAUCUAUGAGAAGACUGUGGAGGUGCUGGAACCUGAGGUCACCAAGCUCAUGAAAUUCAUGUACUUCCAGCGUAAGGCCAUUGAGCGUUUCUGCAGUGAGGUGAAGCGACUGUGUCACGCUGAGCGCAGGAAGGACUUUGUGUCCGAGGCCUAUCUGCUCACUUUAGGAAAGUUCAUCAACAUGUUUGCUGUGCUGGACGAACUGAAGAACAUGAAGUGCAGUGUAAAGAAUGACCACUCUGCUUACAAGAGAGCUGCUCAGUUCCUGAGAAAGAUGGCUGACCCACAGUCCAUCCAGGAGUCCCAAAACCUCUCUAUGUUUUUAGCCAACCACAACAGAAUUACACAGUGUCUGCACCAGCAGCUAGAGGUGAUUCCAGGUUAUGAGGAGCUGCUGGCUGACAUUGUCAACAUCUGUGUGGAUUACUAUGAGAACAAGAUGUACCUGACCCCCAGCGAGAAACACAUGCUGCUAAAGGUCAUGGGUUUUGGCCUAUACUUGAUGGAUGGAAAUGUCAGUAACAUCUACAAGCUGGAUGCAAAGAAAAGGAUAAACCUCAGUAAAAUUGACAAAUUCUUCAAGCUCCAGGUCGUGCCUCUAUUUGGAGACAUGCAGAUCGAGCUGUCACGGUAUAUAGAAACAAGUGCCCACUAUGAAGAGAACAAGUCCAAGUGGACCUGCACUCAGAGCAGCAUCAGUCCACAGUAUAACUUGUGUGAGCAGAUGGUGCAAAUAAGAGAAGAUCACAUCCGCUUCAUCUCUGAGCUGGCACGCUACAGUAACAGUGAGGUGGUGACAGGCUCUGGGCUGGACAGUCAGAAGUCGGAUGAGGAGUACAAGGAGCUCUUUGACCUGGCACUCAGAGGACUGCAGCUGCUGUCCAAGUGGAGCACUCACGUCAUGGAAGUGUACUCUUGGAAACUAGUCCACCCGACAGAUAAGUUCUGUAAUAAGGACUGUCCGGGUACAGCUGAGGAAUAUGAACGUGCUACACGCUACAACUACACCAGCGAGGAGAAGUUUGCCUUGGUGGAGGUCAUCGCUAUGAUCAAGGGUCUUCAGGUUCUGAUGGGGCGGAUGGAAAGCGUUUUUAACCAGGCCAUCAGGCACACCAUCUACUCUGCCCUGCAAGACUUUGCACAAGUCACCCUAAGAGAGCCGCUGAGACAGGCUGUGCGCAAAAAGAAGAACGUUCUCAUUAGUGUUCUUCAGGCCAUUCGUAAAACCAUCUGUGAUUGGGAGGGGGAAAGAGAACCCCCUAAUGACCCUUGUCUGAGGGGAGAGAAGGACCCCAAAGGAGGCUUCGACAUCAAAGUGCCCCGUCGUGCUGUUGGCCCCUCAAGCACCCAGCUCUACAUGGUUCGUACCAUGCUGGAGUCUCUAAUCGCUGAUAAAAGUGGCUUUAAGAAGACUCUUCGCAGCAGUCUGGAUGGCCCCAUCGUUCAGGCCAUAGAGGACUUCCACAAGCAGUCUUUCUUCUUCACCCAUCUCCUGAACUUUAGUGAGGCUCUGCAGCAUUGCUGCGAUCUAUCCCAACUCUGGUUCCGAGAGUUCUUCCUAGAGCUCACCAUGGGCCGUCGCAUCCAGUUCCCCAUUGAGAUGUCCAUGCCAUGGAUCCUCACAGACCACAUUCUGGAGACCAAAGAACCCUCCAUGAUGGAAUAUGUGUUGUAUCCAUUGGACCUUUAUAAUGACAGUGGUUACUAUGCCCUCACCAAGUUCAAGAAGCAGUUCCUCUAUGAUGAGAUAGAGGCGGAGGUCAACCUGUGUUUUGAUCAGUUUGUUUACAAAUUAGCUGAUCAGAUAUUUGCCUACUACAAAGCAAUGGCUGGAAGUGUCCUUCUAGACAAACGCUUCCGUGCAGAGUGUAAGAACUAUGGUGUGAUCAUUCCAUACCCACCAUCGAACCGCUACGAGACGCUGCUCAAACAGAGACAUGUGCAGCUGCUAGGUCGCUCUAUUGACCUGAACAGACUGAUAACCCAGAGGAUCUCAGCAGCCAUGUACAAAUCUCUGGAUCAGGCCAUCAGCCGCUUUGAGAGCGAGGACCUCACCUCCAUAGUGGAGCUUGAAUGGCUGAUGGAGAUCAACAGGUUGACUCAUCGUCUGCUGUCUAAGCACAUGACACUGGACAGUUUUGAUGCCAUGUUCCGUGAGGCCAACCACAACGUGUCUGCUCCAUAUGGUCGCAUCACUCUGCACGUCUUCUGGGAACUGAACUUCGACUUCUUACCAAACUACUGUUACAAUGGCUCCACCAACAGGUUUGUGCGGACAGCCAUUCCCUUUACCCAGGAGCCUCAGAGGGACAAACCGGCUAAUGUCCAGCCUUACUACCUGUAUGGCUCAAAGCCUCUGAACAUCGCUUACUCCCACAUCUACAGUUCCUACCGGAACUUUGUGGGUCCCCCGCACUUCAAAACAAUCUGCCGCCUUCUUGGUUACCAGGGCAUCGCUGUGGUGAUGGAGGAACUGCUCAAGAUUGUCAAGAGCUUGUUGCAGGGCACCAUCCUGCAGUAUGUGAAGACCCUCAUAGAGGUGAUGCCCAAGAUCUGCCGUCUCCCUCGUCAUGAGUAUGGUUCACCAGGCAUCCUGGAGUUCUUUCACCAUCAGCUGAAGGACAUUAUCGAGUACGCUGAGCUCAAGACGGAUGUAUUUCAGAGUCUGAGGGAGGUGGGCAAUGCCAUCCUCUUCUGUCUGCUCAUCGAGCAAGCUCUGUCGCAGGAAGAAGUAUGUGACUUACUUCAUGCUGCACCAUUCCAAAACAUCCUCCCGAGAGUCUACAUCAAAGAGGGUGAACGACUGGAGGUGAGGAUGAAGAGGCUGGAGGCAAAAUAUGCUCCUCUUCACCUGGUGCCCCUCAUUGAGAGACUUGGGACCCCACAGCAAAUUGCAAUAGCACGGGAGGGAGACCUGCUGACGAAGGAGCGUCUUUGCUGCGGGCUGUCCAUGUUUGAGGUCAUCCUGACGCGCAUUCGCAGCUUCCUGCAGGACAACGUGUGGCGAGGCCCUCCCCCCACCAACGGCGUCAUGCAUGUGGACGAGUGCAUGGAGUUUCACCGUCUCUGGAGCGCCAUGCAGUUUGUGUACUGCAUCCCUGUGGGCACACACGAGUUCACUGCAGAGCAGUGCUUUGGUGAUGGCCUGAACUGGGCUGGCUGUGCCAUCAUUGUGCUGUUAGGACAGCAGCGUCGCUUUGACCUCUUUGAUUUCUGCUACCACUUGCUGAAGGUCCAGAGGCAGGACGGCAAGGAUGAGAUCAUUAAGAAUGUGCCCCUGAAGAAGAUGGCAGACCGCAUCAGAAAGUAUCAAAUACUCAACAAUGAGAUCUUUGCCAUCCUCAACAAGUACAUGAAGGCGGUGGAGACGGACAGUUCGACUGUGGAGCAUGUUCGCUGUUUCCAGCCUCCUAUUCAUCAGUCUCUGGCAACCACAUGUUAAAUGAACUUUCUUUGACCCCCAACUGUCCUAUCCUUCCUCUGGUGUGACACUGAUCUCAAAUGUAGUUUGCAGAGCCUUUGGGCUUUCAGGAUUGCAUUGGCUUCAUUUAAACAGGAAACAAACCUCCAGUCUUGUCCCAUGGUUAAAAACAGUAGAUUUCAGACUGUCCCAAAUGCUAUUCAGACCUUUUUGAAUUUCAACACUCAACAUCCCUUUAAGGUUUGGAAGAGAUUUGAAGUGAAAUGGGUUUGGAGAUUUAGGACUGUCACCAGAGGACAUUUUAACAAAUGUUGUUUAAGUUCUGUUAUAAAAGAAAUAUAAAAUACUUUUUGAAUUAUGAAUAACUAUUAAGAGAAAACAUGAUUGAUGUCAUUUUAAGAUUUUUUUUCUUUACUUCAUGCCCAUACAGAUAUAAUUUCAUUUGUAAUAGCAUUUGCAUGUUCCUCACAAACCCCAACUAUUCUAAUUCUUUAAUAUUGUUUGUAAUACACAGUCCAAGAAUUAGAAGCAAGAAUACACUGAGUUAUUGACGUUUAUUUAAUUAUUUCUCCCCUUUCAAACUUUUUUUAGACACAGAAUUGUUUACAACAUUCUGUUCUGUUUACUGUGUUACAGCACUGGUUUACAGAUCGUUGAAUUUGUAAAGUACUUUUUCCAUUGUAAAUGUUGCAGUUUGAUGCUGUCGAGAAGUGCACGUAGUACUUGUUCUAAUUUUAUUGGUACUUAACUGGUAUCAGUAUUUGCCUCAACUACUGAAAAGUAACCUCACAUAUAUUGUCUGUCAGUUUAAUAUCAGUCUUUGAACUGUUAAUUUGGGCUAUUUUAUACACAGUGAAAAUGAAGCAGUUCACCAAAUCACUUGAAUUGUGCUGUGAUGACAUUUAAGUACCUUUUAGCUGUUAAAACUGCAGUAAGGACACUGCAUUAUCUUGACAAAUAAGGGACAAAAAGGGAAAUGUCAGAUAUCCACUGUUUCAACAUUAAAUUUACUACAGGAAAAAAACAAAAAACAAAUCAGUAUUCACCUUCAUAGGCCCUUUGCUUUAACAGUAUUACACAGAUUGGCAAAUAUUCUGUUUUCCAUUUUGCACUGUAUUUAUGUGGCUAUUGUAAAUGUAACCUCAUGAAUACUCAUUCUAUGGUUCCCUUUUUUUUUUUUUUUUUUUUUGCAGGAGUUUUGAGACUGGUUUUGAUCUGUUUUAAAUAACUGUUGAAUUUAAUGGGUAUUUUCCAGUAAUCUAUUUAUGCAUAAAAGUUGAUUUGCUUGCUCUUUGAAGGGGUUAAUAAGUGAACAAUGAUGGAAAAAAUGUUCUGAGUUUAAGGACGUGUGGUUUUAAAAAUGUAAGCAUGACAGGUUAAUUUAUUGUCAUCAUGGAUCUAUUUGUGACAUGAGAUUUUUUUUGUUCAUAUUGUUGUACAAGUGAUCAUGUUUUGAAAUACAAAAAAAGAGAAAAGUAAUACAAUGUACAACAAGUGGUUCUGAACAGGAAUUAUAAUUGUUGCAUUUCCAUUAAAUAAAAAAAGAUCUAACUGAAAUGAAAUGAUGUUUUAUUAUUUA